ACUAGUAUUAGAAUACUUUAUCUACUUAGGUGAAAACCAUGUGCGAUAUUGGAGAUAUUGUUCUUCCCGGCGAUAAAAUAGACAAUUUUGUUCAGUCUAAAGGCAAAGUACUAUUAGGACCUGGUUUACAAAGGGAUGGGGAAGAAGUUAUAGCAGUAAGGCCAGGAAUUUUUAAGUAUCGCGAACCUAAUAUUUAUUGGAUUGAAAGUCAUCAAAAAAGAUACGUCCCAUCAAAAGAUGAAGAUGUAAUUGGCGUUGUUACAAAUGCUAAAGGGGAACUCUUUAAGGUCGAUAUAGGAUCUAGCGAGCAGGCCUCUUUAUCCUACUUAAACUUUGAAGGAGCAACAAAAAGAAAUCGUCCUGAUGUGAAAAAUGGAGAUUUAGUCUAUGCUAAAUUGUCUAUAGCUGAUAAACAUGCUGAAUGUGAAUUGACCUGUGUUGAUCGGGAUGGUAAAAGUAAAGGAAAAGGAUGCCUUCCAGAUGGAGGCUUUAUGUUCCAAGUGCCUCUACAUUUAGCUCAUAAAUUAAGACAUCCCGAUUGUCCGUUACUUAAGUAUAUUGGCAAGGAGACAGCAAUGGAAGUAAUAGCAGCAAUGAAUGGUAGAGUAUGGAUAAAAUCAAGAUCAGCUAGGGAAACCAUAGCAAUAGCAAAUGCUAUAUCAGCAGCAGAAUUUUUGAAUUAUGAUAAAAUGAAAGACUUUGUUGAUAACUUCAUGAAUGAAUUAUAUUUAGGAUCGUCUUGAAAAAUAUUUAUUUUCAUUGUUUUUUAUGUAAAUGUAA
Dimorphilus gyrociliatus is the source of this 780-nucleotide messenger RNA. Lineage: Eukaryota; Metazoa; Annelida; Polychaeta; Dinophilidae. The record is from the annotation of a GenBank genome assembly.